AUGUCGGGAGCUCUCGUGGCUUCGUGCUCACGCUUGUCCCUUCUCCCACUCCCACACUGCUGUCGCGCCGCUGCAGAUCCGGAUGGACCGCGGAUCACUGAGAAGGCGGACUGUAAACAAGCGUCUCAAGUUUCAAUAGCCAUAGCUCCAAAUCUUCUCCCAGUGGAUCAAGUUUCCAGAGCAUCUGUCUGGCCGUGUGGCCUCCACCCGCCACUGGACCAGUAUGACCCUGAGCCGGACCAUGAGUGCUGUGAGAGGGUGGUCAUUAACAUCUCCGGCUUACGCUUUGAGACGCAGCUCAAGACCCUCUCCCAGUUCCCUGAGACUCUGCUGGGUGACCCUAAGAAGAGGAUGAGAUACUUCGACCCACUGAGGAACGAAUACUUCUUUGACCGAAACCGACCGAGUUUUGAUGCCAUCCUCUACUACUACCAGUCAGGAGGGCGGCUUCGUCGGCCUGUCAAUGUUACUCUUGACAUUUUCUCUGAGGAGAUUCGCUUUUAUGAGUUGGGUGAGGAGGCCAUGGAGAUCUUCAGAGAAGAUGAGGGAUUUAUAAAAGAAGAAGAGCGACCAUUACCAGAGAAUGAGUUUCAGAGACAAGGGCUGCAGAUCCUUGGGCAGACCUUAAAGGCCUCUAUGCGGGAGCUUGGUCUUCUCAUCUUCUUUCUCUUCAUCGGUGUGAUCCUCUUCUCCAGUGCAGUGUACUUUGCAGAGGCAGAUGAGCCGCAGUCUCAGUUUAGCAGUAUUCCCGAGGCCUUCUGGUGGGCCGUAGUGUCCAUGACGACAGUGGGGUAUGGAGACAUGGUCCCUACCACCAUCGGAGGGAAAAUUGUGGGCUCUCUUUGUGCCAUUGCUGGUGUGUUGACAAUAGCUCUGCCUGUGCCUGUCAUUGUCUCAAACUUCAACUACUUCUAUCACAGAGAAACCGAGGGAGAGGAACAGGCACAGUACUUGAACAUUCCCAGUGUGCCUAAGGCCAGCUCAGCAGAUGACCUGAAGAAAAGUGGUCGCAGCGGCAGUGGUUCCACUCUUAGUAAGUCGGACUAUGUGGAGAUCCAGGAAGCAGUGAACCACAGUGUUGAGGACUUCAGGCCUGAGACCAUGAAGACAGGAAACUGCACAGUAACAAACACUAACUAUGUCAACAUCACAAAGAUGCGCACGGAUGUAUAA
Messenger RNA from Knipowitschia caucasica, 1173 nucleotides. NCBI's taxonomy places the organism in Eukaryota, Metazoa, Chordata, Actinopteri, Gobiiformes, Gobiidae. The record is from the annotation of a GenBank genome assembly.